AUGAAUAUAUUAAUUUUAAAACAAUUAUUUAAUGAUAAACAACAAAAUCUAUUUGAUGAACAAGCACUUUUAAAACAACAUGAAGAUUCUUUACGUAAACGACGUGGUCAUAUACAACAACUUAAAGCAGUUAAACAAGAUCGUGUUACAAUUUAUGGAUGUUAUACACUUGCAAUUCUUAAAGAAAUUGAAAAACAAGCUUAUAGAUUUAAACAAAUACCGAUUGAACCUGUUGGUAAACAUACUUGUCUUAUUGAUAUAAAAUGGGCUAUUGCUGUUGAACAAGGUUUAGGAAAUUUAUUAACAGGUUAUCUUUCUUCAUCUCGUGAAGAUGAAAGAGUUCUUUUGGAAAUUCUUUCAUGA
Rotaria sp. Silwood1 is the source of this 363-nucleotide messenger RNA. The record is from the annotation of a GenBank genome assembly. NCBI's taxonomy places the organism in Eukaryota, Metazoa, Rotifera, Eurotatoria, Philodinida, Philodinidae.